AAUUGGGACGCACUUUGGACGGCGAUUAGGGCACGCUUCUCUCGGGAGAAAGAGUUUUGAUUUCAUCGCGGUGAUAUUAUCGGGAUAUAACCACUUUGGAGAUCUGUGAGAAGUCUUCGUGAGGCUCGCCGUCGUCGUCUUUCAUCGUCGUAGUCGCCCUUGUCGCCGUCGUCGCCGGUGCAGUGAGGGGAGGCGAGAGGUUCUAAGACCGGCGCGCCAUGUCCGAGGGAGCGUCGGGGGACGCGGCGCGGGUGACCGCCGAGGCCGGCGGCGGGUGCCGGGCGCUGGCGGCAGGCGGGGAGGACGCAGCCGGGAGAGCGGCGAGGAGAGGCUCCGUGAGCGACCACAUCAACGUUCAGGCCGGGCAGCUCCUCCGCAGGUUUAUUUUGGACCGCGCGGAGAGCGAGACGGAGACGGUGGGGCCCGCACCCACGCUGGAGGAGUUGGGGGGGUCGCCCGCCGAGCAGGAGGACAAGGGCGUAAUCGAGGUGGCCAACUGCCUGCGCCUCAUCGGAGACGAGCUCGACCGAGACCAGAAACUGCAGGAGAUGAUCCGCAAUAUGCCCAUCGAGUCUCCGCGGGAGCUCUUCAUGAGGGUCGCCAUACAGAUCUUUGCCGACGGAACCUUCAACUGGGGCCGCGUCGUUGCCCUCUUCUACUUUGCCUAUCGCCUUGUGAUGAAGGCCUACAGUAGACAACUGCUGGACAUUGUGAAGACGAUCAUCAGCUGGGCCGUUGACUUUAUUCGCGAGAACGUUAUUCAAUGGAUACGCGAACAGGGAGGAUGGGAGGGCGUGCGGACAUACUUCGGCACCCAGACCUGGCAUUCGUUGACCAUGUUCGCGGCCGGAGCGCUGGUGAGCGCCCUCGUCUUGUGGAGGAUAAGAUGAAAAACGCCUCCCCGACCGAUCCCACCGCCACCUGUCGCGAUUACACGACGGCGGCCGCCUUUGCGACGUUGUCGUCCUCCCGUCUUCUUCCCAGGGGUAUCCUACCGUCUUCUUCGUCUUCUUCUGCGGGCGCUGUGGUGGCGAGAUGUUAACUCCCUCGCCUGGUAUGCAGGAAAUCGUGGGUUCGAUCCCGACCCCGACGCCUGCAUGUUUGGAGUUUGCAUGUUCUCCUCAGUGGUCACGUGGAUUUUUCUCCGGGUCCUCUGGUUAAUCCCUCCACAUUUAGAAACGUGCUUUUAGAGCAUUUGGCGGCUAUAAAUGUCCACACGAUAAGCCACUCCAUGGAGCUUUCAUUUGUGGCCAGGUUGUUUCUGAAAAAGUGCUACAUAGCUCAGUGGGCCUUGGCUGUUAAAAUAAAAAAAUGUUUAAAUAGUUAAGUUUAGUAUCCCGUCCCUGACCGUCCGCACCACUCUUUCGCCGGACAAGUCUUAACGCGUCCGCCGCCCCCCUCCCCCUCGCGUGUGUAUCCGUGUGGUCACUGCUUUCCUGGGGCGUGAGCUCCUGACAUCGGUGGAUAGGCCCCGCUGGUGGUGAUGGGAAGCGAAGUCAGUCUGUCGGUCAGUUUUGUCUUUCCGUCUCGUGCCGAUGUUGAGUGAAGAAGAGUUCUUGUUGCUUGGCUCUACUGUAAGCCCAGACACUGUGAAUUUAACCAACUUGAUGGGGUUUUUUUGAAGGCGGCUGAUGGAGUUGUUGACUUAACGUGAUCAUGUCGGAUGACUUUGAUUAGCAGGACUCACACCGGUAGCAAAAAUUAUAAUUUUCAUAGUCGUAUAAUGGCAGUAAUUACAAUAAUAAAAGUCAUAUUUUUCUUUACUAAUCAAACUUAUUUUAAAACAGCCUAAUUUUCGUAAUUAGUGUCAGGUAUAACACCUUUACAAACAUCGACUAUGUAUUAACAUUCAUAGAGAGUAAUGUGUUUAUUUUAACGGACUAAGAACCAAAUUUGUAUUUUAACGGUUUACGGGAACUGUAGUAGAAAGUGUGCUUUUUACUAAACAUUUUUUUAAUGAACUAAUCAGCGCUCGAUCAUGCCCUCGGCUUAUAGAUGCAGAGCAGCAGCGCAAUUUAAAUCGGGAUGGAGCGGCAUCGCAAUUGGACGUCGUUACAAGCCUUGCCCUAACACCCCGUCGAGAUCGCCCUUCUCAUCACCAAAUUGAGCAUGGCGCGGCUCGGCCAUUUGAGAUGCGUGAGUGGUGUGAGUGAUAUGAGACUGUGUAGCAGUCAGCGCGCCACGCUACGAACAUGAGGGCUGGAGUUCGAUUUCCGCUCACGACCAAAAAACUAUAUUUUAACCGGUCCUAGGCCUGCCCUAGGAUGGCUCGGCCUCAAAUGAGUAGCUGGUUUGAUACGUAAAUGUCGCCACUAGGGAGACGAAGGCGGGGCAUGGUGCUGGCCACCAACCCCCUCGUGCAGCGUGCCAGCCUUAAACAGGCGCUCGCUAACAGCACUUGCCCCGACUGUCUGUUAAGGCUAACACAGGGGAUCUUUAUCUUGGUGCUUGGGACUAACAACUAAUAAUAAACACAAACGUAUGCAACUCUCUCUUUGCGUAGCCUUCAAGUGCCGGGGCUAAAACCGUUAAAUGCUACAAAUACGAACCUCUUUAAUCUCAGGUGGGAGUGGGGGAUUUUUUCUUAUUUUUUGUUAACAAGAAUUCAGUGAUCGCCUCCCGAGCCUCUCUCGUGCAGCUCCGAGGGAAAAUUUUUGUUUUACAAUGAAAGCACAAAGACAACGGUGUUUGCGGUGGGAAGCUAGGGUUGCACGGUGCCGUGUGUGGAGACAGUGGUGGGGUGUGGGGGGGAGGUCACUGGAACAGACGGAGGGAGAAGGCGUGCAAGGAAGGGGGGGGGGGGCGGGAGAUACGACUGACGGGUGUUAGGAACGUCUCAGGAAAAUUAAGCGUUGAGCUAAUUUUCACGCUCAUCGUUUAUUUUUUAUGUAUACCUUUAAUCAAUAAUUUGUAACAAAUGCAUUUGAAGGUUUUAGUUGUUGUAUCGUGUUUUCGCCGUGUUCACGUUGUUGUUACGUGCGCGUAACGGUGUGGUCCAGGGGUUUUAAGUUUAGCCACUUCUGUUCGGGUCGCUGACCCAGACAAUAUUUCUGUGCCCGACAUACCACAUCCAGUAUACCUCUCAAUAUGGCUUGUGGCUACUAGUCACGCUUGUACAAGUCUUACCACCGAACCCAAAAAAUAUUGAGCCUGAAAUUAAGCCCUGGUGUGGUGCCACUCUUCGGAACGAUGCGCAGGAAUCGUGCGAAAGCGCCUGGCGAAUUUGUUUCAAAGCUAAAGGUGCAUCUCUGCAGUGUCUUGCUCACGCCACUGCAGGCCGAAUAAGGGCCUGCAAGCGAGGGAGCUCGGGAGAGCCCCUGGAGGCCAACUUGCCUGCUGACGAAAUGUCUUGGAAGAAGGCGGUAGGAUUAACCAUUUUUUAUUUAUUGUAUUGAGCUGCUGCAGAUGUAACAACAGCAGCAGUAGCAGCAACAACAGAAUCCGCCAACACACCACGAUGGGGUCCGCAGUGGUGAAACUUUCUGGGCAGCAAGACAAAGGACAGACCUAGGUUAUUAUUGGUAAAGUGCUGGAAAGGGGGGUGACCAUGGAAUGAGACAAAGAUGUUAGGUGUUAUCAUGGUAGGGAGGCUAAACCACAACGAAUGCCUCUUUUGCAUUCAUCAGUGCCAUCGCCCCCUGCAUGUUAACGUUCCGACACUGCUCGCCGUGCGCGUCGCUCCCCCCGCCUCGUGUUCUUGUUGUUGUUAUUGAGGCGAUUACCAGCAUGCUAUUCCGUGCACUUAACAAAAGUACGAAACUCCAAAUUGGGCGAUUCGGAGAUUCUGGGUAAGCGCCUAUUGGGAGUUGGAUAAAUGUUAUCGGAGCCGAGCCAAGGAGCAUUUCGAGACUUGUGUCGUUAGGGCGGUUGUGUAUUUACCACUUGAUGACACAAGCUGAAGUGAAUGACGUUGAUGCCCGCACAGCAUCAUGGAUAGUCCCACAAUGCCACAUGAGCCUUGCGGAGGGCAUCGGGUUCACAGAGAGCAGCCCGAUUGCUAUCCCACCAACAUCGAAUGUGUGCACGUGUUUAACAUGAAUGGUCGAUGAGGUUAAUGCCAACUUUGUACCGGUUUCACGCUUAUUAGAGAUCAUCGGUUCGACUGAUGAUGUCUUUGGAGAGCUGAAUGGAGUUCAAAAUAACUCGCAAACAAAUACCUUGUGAAAGACCAAAUGCAGAAGAUCCCUGGGUUUGAUAUUCCGCGAAGCUCAUGGUCCGCCAUAAAUCGCAUCCGCACAAACCAUUGUAGAUGCGGAUACCUGAUGCACGAAUGGAAACUGUGGUCAUCCAGAACAGACCGUACAACAUGUAAUAACGCAAUGGCCGAUCCACAAAUACAAAGGAGACAUCGCAGCGAUACCCGUGCACUCCGCUGCUUCUGGAGCGGUUAUCUGGCUUGACCACCUGAAUGUGAGCUUGUAGUUGUUGCUCUGCAUCGACAUCAGGCAUACGAAAGAAGAAGAUGACUUCAACAUAGCACUGCGUCUGUAAUUAGCAGUUUUCUCGUGGUUUCACACCUUGUUAGGGACCGUAGCCGUGUUAAGACUCGUUUGACCAGUGCAACACAAGCACACUGUGCCAGGAUAAUCAACAGUUCGGCGUCCCCCUGCCAACAUCCGCUAGCUCCGCCUUUGUCGACACAAAACAGCCAUCUCCACCAACCUGUUGCUACAGAUCGGCUUAUGAACGCCAUCUGUCGGACCUGCGAAGCAAUGUGGGUUUUCCUCCAUAAUGCUGUGUGUUUAAUUAUUAUGUUUUCACCUUUGCGUGUUUACUACUGUGAGGUUUUUGUCUUGGCUUGCGAUACAACACUUUUCUUUUAAGUCGAUAGGAUGGAAGAAAUUGAACGUUUACAGAAAAGGAUGUGCCGGUGGUGUUUUUAGUGUGUUGUUACAGUGGAACAACGAAUUGCCUCCUGGUUGUUGAGCCAUGUGCUUGGUGAAGGUGUCAGGGGCAGCACGGAUUUAAGAGCCGCGUUAGUGUGCCUGGCUGGCAGCCACCUUUGCUCAGUCUUUUUAUUGUUGUAAACUUAUAGCGCCUCCAGUGUUGAAAUGUAUUUUCCCACCAUCGUCAUCCCCAAUUACUGAGUUACAGACAUCAUCGUCGUCGUCAUCGUCGUCAUCAUCAUCGGUAAACUGAACAAUUUCCUGCUGCGUUCCCAUGACCACCGACUGAUUUCUUGUCCCAGCGCCACAUGAGCUGUCCAGCUGCAUAUGGACUCGACCUGUCCCGCUCCAUCUCCCCACCCAAUCACACUCCCUCCCCACACCGUCACCUCCGCCCACCCUGUCCUCUACCCUCCAUCGCUGGUGGGGAAACAAUCUAAAAAAAAAAACAUUUACCGUACGCUUUGGGUUGGGUGACAUCAUCCCAAAAAAGAUGUGAUAUGUUAUAAUAAAAAUGUUUUGCCACCGUUGAGUUGAACUAUGCGAAUGAUGCCACUGACCACUCGUGCCAUUACAGCGUUCAGCCCGCGGCAUCACGACGCGUUUCGUGUGCCGCCUGGUAAACCGGCCAGGUUUAUCAGCUCGUUGGUGCCGAAUCUGGGCUGAGUGAGCCCACUGGCCCGGUCCACGUACGUGGGCCAGCUCGCUUCCCCCCCCUGGUCAUGGGAACACGGUGGCGAGAUGUUAACUACCUCGCCUGGUAUGCAGGAGGUCAUGGGUUCGAUCCCCACCCUGAUGCCUGUAUAUUUGGAGUUUUCAUGUUCUCCCCUGUGGUUGCGUGGAUUUUUAUCCAGGUCCUCCCGGUUUUUCCCUCCACAUUUAGAAACGUGCGUUUAGAACAUUUGGCUGCUAUAAAUUUCCACAUUAUAAGCUACUUCGUUGAGCUAUAAUCUGUGGCCAGGUCGCUUCUGAAAAAGAGCAAUAUAUACCUCAGUGGGUCUCACCUGGUCAAAUAAAAAAAAUAGUUUGUUUAGUUUACGGCAGCAUUGACCCUGUUUGGCAGUGGUUUUUGCUUCGGGGUGAAUAAUGGCCAUUCUGCGUUAAAAUAGGGAAGUUGUCUGAAACAUCAGACGAUGCGUUGCAUCCCAGUUUGUGAGGAAUGCCAGUUAACAACAGCGGUUGGCAAUGUGUUUUCAGUCAAUAUUUGUCGCUGAAUGAAAGAGUGAAUCCGUAGACAGCAAAGGUACGUUUCACCGCCAAACGAUAACGUUUAGGUCCGUCAACAAAUAGGCUUCCUCGACCACAAUGUGUUCCCACCUACAUUGGCUUGAGCUGCUAAAUAUCAAAAUGUUGGGGAACAAAUGAAAUAAAUACACGAUCGAUGUAUUUCAAAGAAACCUAUAGAUAAGUAUGUUCAUUUGUGAAGCAUCGUUAAUUUGUCACGCUUUUAAGACAAUGAUUGCAAAGCACUCCCCCCGCGUAUCGACCGUCUGCUUUCACCGCCAGUGAGUGCGGUCGACACUUUAUGGAAGUGGGCUAGCGCAAGAGGCGUUCCAGUCGCUCGAUGUUUCGGUGGACGGUUAAGGGACGAGGCUGAACAACUCCACCGAUUCGAAUAAAAAACAUUUGUCCGGAAUAAGCCAAGUUGACUUGAACUAUUUCCCACGACGGAAUGGUAAUCCAUCCACUGCCGCUGGUGCCAUGCGAUGGUUAUUGAUUUACACGGCGUGUUUGCACCUCCAUCCAAAUUAUAAUCGUUUGGUAGAAUCCGUCAUGUGUGGCUUAUUUCUGAUUAAAAUUGAGUCCAAAUGUAUUUUCUUCGUACAAAAGUUUUGGUUUAUUACAUGCACACUUUUAGCCGCCCUAUAAAUUUCCCGAACAACUUUUAUGCAAAUAAAACGUAAAUCAUUGGUGACGCGGUAAAUACAACAAUACCUUCAUGAAAUAUACGGAACUAACGUUUCAGUUUGCGUUGGGCAAUGACUUAACCGCAGUACGCAGCACGUGCUUCGUCGUUGAUGAUUCUUUAAAACCUCUAAAGAUCCAAAACAGUAAGGCCACUGCGAUCGUGGACUAACACAUUUUCAAAAUAUUGUGCGCUAUUAAGAUACUCGCAUUAAUAAAUUACUUACUUUUUAAUUGAAGGCCAUUUAGAUAACACGCCUCAUUUUCAAGUAUUGCCCUUCGCCAGUGCAUCGGCAAUAGUAAAAUAAAAUGACUGUCUUAUUUGCGCGGACAAGUAAAGGAUAUCAAAGCAACUUAAUGUAGAGCAAGGCUACAUUUUUUUACACGACGUUUUCGCAAUACAAAUGUUGAAACAACUUGAUUGCCAUUCUCACCAGUUCCCCAUUCCAGGCCUCGCAGUGCAUUGCUUAAUCAAUUGUUAAACUUGUAUCUUUUUUACGUAAAUCUCGCUGACCCUAAUUCAACAAAUGCUCACAAAACAUCAAAUUGCUGUUUCCUUUAAAAAAAAAUACCUACGUCACAAAUAUCUAAAAUGAAAUCCAUAGCAAUUGUGUCUACCACUGCUGGAUGAAGGCCUCCCUCAUGCCAUCACCAUCCCUCACGAUCUCAAGUGCUGUUACCGUCCAUCCCACUGCUACAGAACGAGCUGCUCCCAUCACUCCAUCUCCCCCGGUGGUCGACCCCUCGGAUGUGUUCUUUCCUUUGCAAUUCCGCCACCCGUCUUAUCCGUUAGCCAUCAUCCCACCUGGCAAUGCGUCCUGCCCAAGCCCAUUCACGUUUCUCAUUUGCCCGUACGGCGUCUACGACGUUGUGUUUGGUGUAUUGCGAUGGUAUUAAGUUUGUAAGACAUCCUCGUUCAAAAGUGUGGCUGCCAGCUGCUCACGCCAUGUGCUUGAGUGCAGGCCACCGUGGACACAGUGUUAAUUGUGAUGUGCAAUGAGUGUUUGUGUUUUAAAGCAGUGAAGUCCGUGUACUAUGAACUGUGUUAAGGCU
Lethenteron reissneri (Far Eastern brook lamprey) is the source of this 7844-nucleotide messenger RNA. RefSeq names its product BCL2 associated X, apoptosis regulator (gene BAX). Gene Ontology annotation, cellular component: mitochondrial outer membrane. Lineage: Eukaryota; Metazoa; Chordata; Hyperoartia; Petromyzontiformes; Petromyzontidae. The record is from RefSeq and is a predicted model, not a curated record. Gene Ontology annotation, molecular function: BH domain binding; channel activity. Gene Ontology annotation, biological process: intrinsic apoptotic signaling pathway in response to DNA damage; mitochondrial fusion; regulation of apoptotic process.